Molecule: messenger RNA, 957 nt
Organism: Phodopus roborovskii (desert hamster)
Lineage: Eukaryota; Metazoa; Chordata; Mammalia; Rodentia; Cricetidae
Product: retinoic acid early-inducible protein 1-epsilon-like
Exons: 6
Coding region: 1-957 (318 amino acids)
Biological process (GO): immune response; antigen processing and presentation of endogenous peptide antigen via MHC class Ib; positive regulation of T cell mediated cytotoxicity
Cellular component (GO): external side of plasma membrane
Source: RefSeq, a predicted model, not a curated record
AUGGCAAAAGCUUCAGCCACAAGAUGCAGUCUUUUCCAGACUCUUAGCCUUUUCGUUCUACUGGGCUAUCUGGAAGCCACCGUGCUGGCCGGUGCACACUAUCUCAAAUGCGCCUUCAUUGUCAAGUCUCAUCCCGAACAUGGAGAGAAAGGUUGGGAAGUGCAGUGCUCAGUGAAUGGAGUGCUUUUGCUUCUGUAUGGUAACCCAGGAGAGGAGGUCAAUGCUUCUAAGGGAUGUGCAGAUUUGUACCCAAAGCUAAAGGACAUUGGAGAAGAGUUGAGGAACCAGCUACUUGACAUGGAAAACGAGGCAGUCCUGAGCAGGGAUAAUCACAACUUGCAGGCAACCAUGUUAUCUCAGAAUACACCAGGACAACUCACUCACAGCUCCUGGAACUUCACCAUUGACAACCAGUAUUCCUUCUGCUUCGAUCGCUUUAAUCGAGAGAAGAAGAGAUGGGAAGUGACUAACUAUAAUGCCACAGGUAUCGAAGAAAAAUGGAAGAAUAAUGCAGAAUUAGCACAAGAUCUAGCAACACUCUCCAUGGGAGAUUCUCAUCUCUGCCUCCAAGAAGUCUUAAAGGACUGGAAGGAAACGCCAAGACCAACAGCAAGAACCCCAAAUAUCACAGACGUUGCCUCUGCCAUCCAGCCUCCACCUACCAGGCAGCUUCACAAUAACAAAAAGGCUAUCGCCAUAGCAGUACCCAUUGCCAUCAUCCACUUUGGUAUUAUUAUAUGGAUUAGCAUUUACAUUUGCAAGAAUGUGAAGGGGGAAUGUCAUCUCCAAGGAGGAGAGAGCUUGAACCACACAUGUUUGAGCUUGGUUUCCCGAAUUCGGGGAAAUCGCAGUGCAAUGGGUGAACCUCCCCCUGGGAAUACCACCAGCAUGAUCGUGAGGUCUCCCCUGCUAGACUAUGGCCAUGAGGAGAUCGGCCGUUCCCUGCUCCUUGUAUAA